Molecule: messenger RNA, 1003 nt
Organism: Meloidogyne enterolobii
Lineage: Eukaryota; Metazoa; Nematoda; Chromadorea; Rhabditida; Meloidogynidae
Source: the annotation of a GenBank genome assembly
UUCUCGAGAGCAUUGAAGCCAUGCUUAUACCUCUUCAAAAUUUUUAGAAGGCAUAAUUUUAUACCAUGGCUGGGAGGAAAUCCGAAACCCGACUUGGCUUUUUUUCUGAUUCUUCUUUUAGUCACACAAAUACUGACCUGACUCGAAAUCCGACUAUAAGAAAAAAUUGAAAACUCGACUCUAAACCAGAUCCGAUUUUUUUCUCAUGUCAAUCCUUCCCCGUUUCUGCUUCAUAACCUCUCUCAAAUGUUUCAGUCAUUCAACAAUUUCACAAAAACAAGCUGAAGUUCCUGAAUCCUCCACAAAAUCGUCUUCAGAGGCAUCCCUAGAAUCGCCUAUAGAGUCAACUUCUGCACAACCCGAAGUUUCUUCCUCCCCCACAACUUCCCCCACAACCUCUCCAACAAUUUUAGCAGCCCAACAAGAAGAAGAAAGCACCCAACAAUAUCCCCAUUCAAAACGAAAUUAUGCCUCUAAAGAAUGUGGAGCCAAAGUUUUAUAUUCAAACGAGGAAGCUGAAAAUAAGGGGGCAAUAUUAAACGACCCUGAAAGGGAUGAUUAUAUGAGGAAUCCUUGUGAACGUGCACAAAAUAAAUUUUUGAUUAUUGAAUUGUGUGAGAUUAUACAGGGCAUUUUUGAGUGGGAUCAAAUGUCACCUAUUCCUUUUUUUACUUGGAAAUCCAAAAAAUUUUUGUUGGUAUUCGGGAAGAGGAUAUAUAGAUUUAGGAUGGACAUGACGUCCUUAUGAUUUUUAAUUUUUGGGGGAGCCUCCAUUUAAUUUUCUUUUCUGAUCAUCUGUUAGAGUUUGAUUUUUGGGUUUUCCUUUCCUGGGCCUGUCCAAUUCGAUUUAUAAAUUUAUUUCUUGGGCUUUUUAGUAUGAACGGGAGAGUAUGAACUGGGGAAGUUUUUAGAAUUUGGGCUGUGGAGAAAAAAGGAAAAAAAUUUUCCUUGGGAAAAAAAUUUGUGGGAUGAAAUGUCAUCCCCAUAAAUUUUUUAUUUUUUC